Messenger RNA from Trichomonas vaginalis G3, 456 nucleotides. RefSeq lists its product as uncharacterized. The record is from RefSeq and is a predicted model, not a curated record. The transcript has a single exon. Lineage: Eukaryota; Parabasalia; Trichomonadida; Trichomonadidae. The coding region runs from base 1 to 456 and encodes 151 amino acids.
AUGUUAGAUGAACUAUAUAAAGCAGAACGUGGAGAGAUGGAAAAGAAACUUCAAGCAAAAGAUGAAGUCAUUGAAUCCAAAGACAAAAGCAUACAGAAAAGAAUACCGCGUUCAGUACCAAAAGGAAAGGAAAAGAGUUAUAAGUAUAUGAUAUAUACUGAAGAGUUGGAGAAAGAAGAAGACAGAGAUAUGGUUAUGUUGCAUUUAGUGAGAAGAAACAACAAGAGUUUUUAUGACUUAGCUAAGAUAUAUAAAUCUGACAGAAACUGGUUCUAUCGUGAAAACUUACCGAUUUCAAUGACACCGAAUGAGCAAAUAAAGGAAAUUGUCAAAAAUACUCUUCCUCAAACACACUAUGACAUCAAAGGUUGCACAAUACUUACAUUCAAAGAAGACUUAACAUUACUGAAGGAAAAAAUAACAGAAUAUUUCGAUAACUUCAAAGAGGAAGAAUAA